AUGCAGGGUCAAGCGGGAAAAAGAAAGACAGACGGAAAAGUGCCCAGCAACACGGAACAAAAUUGUCCAGAUUUAUUCGAGCGGCCGCGGUUAGUAUGCAUAAUGCAGGCGCCCCUCGUCCAAAUGCGAACGGUUCCAUCCGAAACAGGCCAUUUCCCAAAAAUUAUUUCUCUUAAUAGAAGUUGCUCGCGUAGUUACCUAUUGUCGAUGCCGCAUACGCAGUUACCUUAUCCGUUGCCCUACGGAGAAUUUCCGCGAUGCAGCACCGUGCGGCGAGAUCACAAUUUUCCUUGUACACUCUACUCUGCCCCUGGAGUGGUUCACCCCCGUCUGUGCGUAUUUUCGUGUAUGAUGAUAUAA
This is a messenger RNA of Saccharomyces cerevisiae S288C, 360 nucleotides long. RefSeq lists its product as uncharacterized. NCBI's taxonomy places the organism in Eukaryota, Fungi, Ascomycota, Saccharomycetes, Saccharomycetales, Saccharomycetaceae. The transcript has a single exon. The record is from RefSeq and is marked reviewed. The coding region runs from base 1 to 360 and encodes 119 amino acids.